This is a messenger RNA of Neodiprion fabricii, 300 nucleotides long. RefSeq lists its product as uncharacterized. Lineage: Eukaryota; Metazoa; Arthropoda; Insecta; Hymenoptera; Diprionidae. The coding region runs from base 1 to 300 and encodes 99 amino acids. The transcript has a single exon. The record is from RefSeq and is a predicted model, not a curated record.
AUGGAUUUUGCUCCGGCAUUCCGUACACCCGUCAUGGACUUGACAGGGUGUCUUAUCAAUGCUCAGCAAUCGCAUAGAUGUAAAGAUUACGAGCUGCAUUUUUACGAAUGCAUGGAAGCUUAUGGAAUACCAAAGGGCUACAAAAAGUGUUCCGACAUGUUCGAGGAUUACCACGAGUGCUUAACACUUGGUAAGCAAAAGGCACGUGUCCAAGCCAUCGCACAAGAGCAGGCUCGCCAAUACAAGGAAGGAAUUAUUCCGAAACCGUAUGCUGAUCCCCCCAAAAGAGACAGCUAUUGA